AUGGGUUUAUCGCUUUUCCCGUUCAUGUUAAUUCGUUUGCUUUCAUUUUUCUCGCUGGUGCAUAUACUUAUGCUCGCUUAUGCUUCUUCUUUCACGGAAAUCCUUUGCCGGGAUGAUGAGAGUGCAGCCUUGCUGCAAUUCAAGGAAAGCUUUGUCAUCAUUAAUCAAUCCAAAUCUCACGAUCCUUCUGCUUAUCCAAAGGUCUCCUCUUGGACACUGGAAGGAGACAAUCGUGAUUGCUGCUUAUGGGAUGCAGUUGAGUGCGAUGAAGACACAGGUCAUGUCACUGGCCUCGACCUCAGUAGCGGUCGUCUCUAUGGUUCUCUUGCUCCCAACAGCAGCCUUUUCCGCCUUGUUCACCUUCAAAGCCUUAAUCUCGCCUACAAUCACUUUAACUACUCCCAAAUCCCGUCCCAGGUAAGUAAUCUUUCAACACUCGCGUAUCUCAAUCUCUCUGCUUCUAUGUUUUCGGGUCAAAUUCCAUUACAAAUUUCACAAUUAUCAAACUUGUCAUCCCUUGAUCUGUCCGACAACCAUGAUCUCUAUUCUGGAAAACAGCUUUUGAAACUCGAGUCUGGCCUAAUAAGCCUAGUUGGAAAUUUGACUCGCCUACAAAGGCUUCAUUUAAACUAUGUGAACAUAAGCUCUGUGGUGCCUCGUAUCUUGGCAAGUUUGUCAUCUUUGACGUCCAUCCAUCUUCAAUAUUGUGGAUUGCAAGGAAAUAUUCCAGUGGGCAUAUUUAAGCUACCAAAUUUGAAGGUUCUUGAUGUGGCUUACAAUGAAGGUCUCACUGGUUAUUUGUCUGAGUUCACAUGGAGUAGCCCCCUUGAGGUUUUGAACCUCGCAUACACAAGUUUUUUAGGUGAGAUACCCACUUCAAUAGGAAACCUGGGCUCCCUGAAUAAGUUGGAUUUGCGGAGUUGCAACUUUUCGGGGUUCAUUCCCUCUUCCCUCGGUAACCUCACAAGCCUCAUUUAUCUUGAGAUUUCAAAUAAUUCUUUCGUGGGUAAGAUCCCAUCAUCAAUUGGAAACCUCAUCCAACUCUCCGUUCUAGAUCUCUUCAUCAAUCAAUUGAUAGGUCGAAUCCCGUUUGAACUUGGAAAUCUAACACAACUAAGUUACCUUUCUCUAGGCUAUAACCUACUUGAGGGAGAAAUUCCUUUCCCUCUAAUGAAUCUCACGAAGUUAACUUCAUUAGAACUUGGGAACAACAACCUUCAAGGUCGAAUUCCAGAUUCAAUCUUUAAUCUCAAGAAUCUUAAACGCCUUGAUCUUGCUAGUAACACCUUUAGUGGCAGUGUGGAGUUUGGCAAGUUUGUUAAGCUCAAAUAUUUAACUAUUUUGCGUCUGUCGAAUAAUCAAUUAUCCGUAGAAGAUGCCAGUGCCAAUGCGAGUCUGCCGAAGUUCCAGCUUUUGGGAUUAUCUUCGUGCAACUUGAACAAGUUUCCAGAUUUCGUAAAAAAUAAAGAUCGAUUAGUGUGUUUAGAUCUGUCCUACAACAAAAUCCAUGGCAUGGUACCGGAAUGGAUCUGGGACACGAGCAAAUUGAGUCUUGAGUUUCUUUGCCUUUCGAACAACUUUAUAACAAGCUUGGGUCAACAUCCAAUGCCUCUUCCAUGGACUCGUCUUCGUGGUUUGGACCUCAGGUCUAAUUUGCUUCAAGGGUCACUUCCCAUUCCACCAGCCACCAUUUCUCAUUAUUAUAUUUCAAACAACUCACUGACUGGAAAUAUUUCGGAAUUGACUUGCAUUCUCACUUCUAUUCGAGUCCUUGAUUUGGCAAAAAACAACUUGAGUGGUUCACUUCCUAGAUGUAUGCAAAACUUUGGUGCUUCUCUCUUAGUGAUUGACCUGGAAAGGAACAAAUUUCGAGGAAGCAUUCCACAAACAUGGACACAAGGAACCGAGUUAAGGAUAAUCAAUUUCAGACAGAACAGAUUCCAAGGACAGUUACCAAGAUCGUUGGUCAAGUGUAUGAGGUUGGAGGUUGCUGACUUCAACAAUAAAUUGCAUGAUUUAUUUCCCUCUUGGUUGGAAAAUCUUCCAAAUCUAAAGGUUCUCAAUUUGCGCUCAAACGUACAACUUCCAUGGUCAGAUAGGAGCUUCGAAAGCUGGCUAUAA
Messenger RNA from Carya illinoinensis, 2121 nucleotides. Its product is annotated as receptor-like protein 6. NCBI's taxonomy places the organism in Eukaryota, Viridiplantae, Streptophyta, Magnoliopsida, Fagales, Juglandaceae. The transcript has a single exon. Bases 1 to 2121 code for a protein of 706 amino acids. The record is from RefSeq and is a predicted model, not a curated record. Gene Ontology annotation, molecular function: protein binding.